AUUGUGAAGAUCUUCAGUGAGGACGGUGUUGGCAAGGUUGUCGAGAUCCCGGCCGACAUGACAGCCAGGGACCUGUGCCAGCACCUGGUCUACAAAAGCCAUUGUGUGGAUGACAACAGUUGGGCACUUGUUGAACACCACACGCUGUUAGGUCUAGAGCGUUGUCUAGAAGACCAUGAGCUGGUGGUUCAGGUCCAGGCCUCAAUGAACAGUGACAGCAGAUUCCUUUUCAGGAAGAACUAUGCCAAAUAUGAAUUCUUCAGAGACCCUCUGACAUUUUUCCCAGAGCACAUGGUUGCGUGGUGUCAGGAAACCAAUCAUACUAUUCCACCAUCUCAGCUCCUUCAGAACUUCCUUGCAACCAGCAGCUGUCCAGAAAUCCAGGGUUAUCUCUACAUAAAGGAAGUGGGUAGGAAGUCUUGGAAGAAAGUUUACAUGUUUCUGCGCCGCUCAGGACUCUACUGUUCUACAAAAGGAACCUCAAAGGAGCCCAGACAUUUACAGUUACUUGCGGACCUAGAGGACAGCAACAUCUUUACUGUCAUCACGGGCAAGAAGCAGCAUGGUGCACCCACAGACUACGAGUUCUGUAUCAAACCCAAUAAAUCCAGAGGGGAGAUGAAGGAGUUGAGGAUGCUGUGUGCAGAGGAUGAACAAAGCAGGACCUGUUGGAUGACAGCGUUUCGACUCUUUAAGUAUGGGGUUGUAUUGUACCAGAAUUAUAAGAUUCCUCAACAAAGAAAAACCUUGCUAUCACACUUUUCAGGUCCUGUGAGGAGUGUAUCGGAGAACUCUCUUGUGGCAAUGGAUUUCUCAGGGCGGAUAGGCAGGGUGAUCGACAAUCCAGUAGAAGCUCAGAGUGCUGCCAUGGAGGAGGGGCAUGUUUGGAGGAAGAGGACUCAACGAAUGAACGUGUUAGGUUCCCACAGUCCACUGCACCACUCCUCGCUAAGCUCGGUUAUCCACAUAGCUCAGCUGUGGUUCUACGGUAAGAUAACCAGAGAGGAAUCCCAUCGCAUAAUCCACCAGCAGGGACAAGUAGAUGGGCUGUUUCUACUGAGAGUCAGUCAGAGUAACCCCAAGGCGUUUGUGCUCACACUGUGCCAUCACCAGAAAAUCAAACAUUUCCAGAUCCUACCGUGUGAAGAGGAUGGCCAAGUCUUCUUCAGCCUUGAUGACGGCAUAACCAAAUUCACUGACCUGAUUCAGCUGGUGGAGUUCUACCAGCUCAACAGAGGAGUUCUGCCUUGUAAACUCAAACACCCGUGCACCAUUGUGGCCUUAUGA
This is a messenger RNA of Menidia menidia (Atlantic silverside), 1287 nucleotides long. The record is from the annotation of a GenBank genome assembly. NCBI's taxonomy places the organism in Eukaryota, Metazoa, Chordata, Actinopteri, Atheriniformes, Atherinopsidae.